AUGGCGCCGACAUGCAGCCGGCGGCCCGAGCGGAAGGCGCUCGCCUGCUGCCGCUCGGGGCUGGAGCUGCGAUGCGAAGCAUCCGAGGCCGACGCGGAGCCCAGACAGGCGCGCCGCGAACCACGCGGCCCAGCGACGGCGAAGUCGGACGCGCGGGGCUUCCGCGUCGCCCGCCCGUUGAAGCCUGAGGCGAGGCAGAGCGGUUGGUCGCUGACGCGGGUCGCUGAGGCGAGGCAGGGCGUCGCGCUCUUGCUGAAGGGACCGACGACGCCCCAUGAAACAGCUGAGGCGGCGUGCGUGAGCGUCGCUGCUCUGCCUUUUGAGCCUUGA
Besnoitia besnoiti is the source of this 330-nucleotide messenger RNA. RefSeq lists its product as uncharacterized. The record is from RefSeq and is a predicted model, not a curated record. Lineage: Eukaryota; Apicomplexa; Conoidasida; Eucoccidiorida; Sarcocystidae. The transcript has a single exon. The coding region runs from base 1 to 330 and encodes 109 amino acids.